Molecule: messenger RNA, 1182 nt
Organism: Nematolebias whitei (Rio pearlfish)
Lineage: Eukaryota; Metazoa; Chordata; Actinopteri; Cyprinodontiformes; Rivulidae
Product: zgc:172076
Exons: 9
Coding region: 1-1182 (393 amino acids)
Biological process (GO): phosphocreatine biosynthetic process
Molecular function (GO): creatine kinase activity
Source: RefSeq, a predicted model, not a curated record
AUGUGGAAGGUUAAACCCCCCGUCACGUUUCCUACAGAGAGCAGGCACAGAGCCGUCCUGGAGAGUUUGGCACCACCUGACCCCAUGUCCCGGUUCCAUUUAAGGAGAGGAUCUCCUGAAGAGGAGUAUCCUGAUCUGCGCAGGAACUGCACCUGGAUGGGACGGAUCCUUACUCCAGCCAUGUACAGCCGUCAGUUCAACCGCUGCACCAACAGUGGAGUCAUCUUUGACGACGUUAUUCGGCCCGGCAUCGAGGAACCAGGUGAUUUCUCAGACCCGAUAAGUGUUGGCUGUGUUGCCGGGGAUUCACAGUCCUACGUCCUGUUUUGUGACUUUUUUGACCGAGUCAUUGAAGCACAUCAUGACCACAAGAUCACCAGCCAGACCCCAAAAAGUGACUUCAACUAUAACAACUUGAAGGGGGGUGAUGACUUGGACAGGUCUUAUGCUGUACGUUGUGAGGUCAGCGUGGUUCGAGGUGUUGAGGAUUUCUGCUUCCCAACACACUGCAGCCGAGGAGAGCGCCGGCAGCUCCUCUUGUUGGCCAAGACAGCACUGCAGAGGCUGGAAGAAGAGCUGCCAGGAGAUCUCCUAUUACUGAAGGAGCUGAGCCAGGAGCAGCAGCUGAAGCAGAAUCUGAAGCCACCAUCUUCCUUGCAGCUCCGCAUUGGUGUAGCCCGGGACUGGCCGGAUGCUAGGGCCGUCUGGGUGAGUAAAGAUGGAAGCUUCAUGGUCUGGGUCAACAUGGAAGACCACUUGAAGCUAGUGUCGGUGUGUCAUGAUGCCAACGUGGCUGAAGCUUUUAAAUCUAUUUGCAUCAACCUGCAGAAGCUUCAGGAGUACUACAGAGAGCUCAGGCACCAGUUCAUCUGGAAACAGCAACUGGGAUGGGUGGCAAGCUCUCCGGCUGACGUGGGAACAGGUCUGAGGAUCAGCAUCUACCUCCAACUGCAACACCUUCCCUAUCACAAACGCCUCCAGGAUGUCCUGAGGAGACUGAGGAUGUGCAUGGACAAAACAGAAAUCUCUAGACAACACCGAGUCAGCAAUGCUGCAACCUUUGGCCUAAGUGAGGUGGAGCUGACUCAGCUGGUGGUGGACGGUGUCCAGCUGCUCAUUGCCAUGGAGAAGAGGCUGGAGAAGGAGCAAGACAUCCACGAGCUUGUUCCAACACAGAAAUGA